AUGAUCAGGAGACUUCGCGGAGAAACUUCCUGGGAUGAUUAUGUGAAGGAGAUACAAGAUGAGGAGAAAAAGAUUGCAAUCAUUGAUGAUUGUACCAUGGACGGCCUGUCCCGAGAAUGCCGCCCGGCAAUCUCAAUGGCCGAGAUGUGUGAUGUCCUACAAGAACAAAGAUUUCGAAAGGACUCCCCUGUCCCGAAUGCCGAUAUACGAAGAAUGUGUCAUGCGCUGACACGUUCUGCCAGAUACGCCCCCGACAUCACCUUUAUAACAAGUCUCUGCAUAGCAGACAAUGCUUCACCGUUAGACAAACGCGUACUCGCCGAGUUUUUCCAGCGUCAUCUGACAGCAGAACCGGUGAUUGACCCUCGGAAACUGUCCGAUGGCGACCAGGCCUUUGCGUUUGAGUAUCACUAUCCGCAUUUGGUGCUUCGGAGAGGCCGCGGCCUGCUGGAAGACAACAGGACUACUCCUGGCAACAAACCACUCCGUUCAUUGACGGAUAUCACCUUUCUCAGAGAUGUGGCUGAAGAUACAGAAGGGCUUGAAAUGGAUUAUCUCUACCAAGCAACGACAUCAUGCUUGGUCAUUGGGCACCAUAGCCUGCGAUGGACAGCAUACAUGUUCACAGACACCUACUUUUCUGUUCACGACGACACCGCCAUGAACGAGGAGAGUAUGCACCUCUGGAGUGAGGAGCGCAAAGAGUCGGGCAGGCCAGACCCUUUCACAUUUGGCGAAACGCAAGCCGACACCCCUCUUCUUAACGCUAGGGACUUUUGGGUCAACUCGGCAGCAACGAGACUCCGAAGAGUCCUCCAAGAGUCUAGUCUCGCGGUGUCUCACAUCUGCGAAAAGAUUGACAAACAUCUUCUUGAUAACCGAGCAUUGGCACUACCGAGGAGCAACAGCUUCAAAGAAAGCAAGGAUGAUGCCUCAGCCCAUCAAGAUACCGCAAAGAAGAACAUUGCGGCGCGCAGGAACGCCCUGACCUGGCUCAAUGAAGCUUCUCUAGUGGUUGACGAGGUCAUGCAUUCGCUCAGAGAUAAUGUCACACAGUUGAGCUUGUCUGAUCCCAUCAUUCGCGAGAUGUUUUGCGAUGGCAAGUCUGGACGUGGCAACUCUCGCGAAAGGCAUAACAUUCGGAACGCCCGAGCAGCUGAAAUGGCUGACCUGAAGCGGAGACUUGAUCGUCUGGUGGAGAGAUUGAUCAAGAUGCGAGCUCGACUGGACAAUCGCGUGAAGGAUGCACAAAAGGCUGUAAGACGAACCUCUAGAUGA
Molecule: messenger RNA, 1278 nt
Organism: Microdochium trichocladiopsis
Lineage: Eukaryota; Fungi; Ascomycota; Sordariomycetes; Xylariales; Microdochiaceae
Exons: 5
Coding region: 1-1278 (425 amino acids)
Source: RefSeq, a predicted model, not a curated record